Molecule: messenger RNA, 3714 nt
Organism: Ixodes scapularis (black-legged tick)
Lineage: Eukaryota; Metazoa; Arthropoda; Arachnida; Ixodida; Ixodidae
Gene: alpha-Catr
Product: alpha-catulin
Exons: 17
Coding region: 232-2580 (782 amino acids)
Biological process (GO): Rho protein signal transduction; cell adhesion
Molecular function (GO): actin filament binding
Source: RefSeq, a predicted model, not a curated record
CGGGAGGCCCAACGGAGUCGACGUCGUGGUCGUCGCAGCGUCGUCGCGGCCGCAGUCUCGGUCGGCUCGGGACGUGGGCGUUCUAGGGUCCGCACCACGGGUCUGGGACGCGAGUCCGCGCUCGGCCAUGCCCGGGGCCCGCGAUUCAGAGCCGGGGUUCGUCGCUGCCGCCGCAAGCCCCUCGCCGCACACCGUCGUCGCCGCACCGCCGCGGCCGCCGUACAGGGCGCCAUGACUCAGCGCUGCCUGCGAUCUCCGAGCGUCAACUUCGCCGACUGCGAGUCGCCCCUUCCCGGGGAUACCUUCGAACAGGCUGGACGCAGGUGCUACGCUCCCGGCAGGAUCAGCACCCUGGUGAGUGCCAAGGACAAAGCGCUUCGCAGCGAGCAGGCGGUGCGUGCCCGUGUGGGCCAGGCGGUGAACCUGGCCGUCGAGCGCUUCGUCUCCGUGGGCGAGGCCAUUGCAGACGACAACAUCGAGAUCAAGCUGGACAUGUACGACGCCUGCCGCAGUGCCAGGGCAGCAGGCACGACGAUAGAGCAGCUGUGCGACGUGCGCAUCGAAGAGGGGACCGAGGCCGGGGGGAGCGACCGGGGCGCCAUGGCCCGGGCGGCCAAGGUCCUCCUAGCCUCCGUCACCCGCGUGCUCCUUCUGGCAGACACCGUCGUGGUCAAGCAGCUUCUCAGCGCAAAAGACAGGGUAUCCAUAAGCUUGAACCGCCUUGAGAAUGUUGCUAACUUCACGGAGUUUGUGAAGGCAUUCAGCCAGUUCGGCACCGAAAUGGUUGAGCUGGCUCACCUCACGGGAGACAGGCAAAACGACAUGAAGGAUGACAAACGGAGAGCCCAGAUGGCAUCUGCGAGGAUGGUCCUGGAGAGGUCUACAAUGAUGCUGCUCACAGCAUCAAAGGCCUGCCUGAGGCACCCCGAGUGCGAGACGGCCCGGGAGAACCGGGACACGGUGUUCCUGCAGAUGCGGAGGGCCAUGGACCUGGUGCACUUUGUGGUCAAGGACGGGGUCAUCCCCGAGCUGGCCGCCAUGGCCUCCUCCUCCUCCUCCUCCGAGUGCCGCCGGAAGGGCGCCCGCAGGGGCUCCUGGCGCCUCGAGGAGUUCGACCGCUGCGCUACCGUCCACAACGCCGUCAAGAAGUUUGAGGACCUGGUGGAGACGACGCGCAUGACGCUGGUGGGCCCCAGCUGCCGGGAACGGCUGUCGAGCGGCCUGGAGGCCGUGGUGGAGCGCACCCAGGACUUCACCGACUCGGCCUACACCUCCCACGAGCACCGGGAGAAGAUCCUGCUGCUCUGCGACCGGGCCAAGCUCGAGCUCAACCAGCUGCUCAGGAUCGGCGUCGGACUGGACCAGGCUGGUUCGACGUCUCCCAACGAAGAUCUCGAGGCUUCCAUCGAACAGACGCUGAGGGCAACGGCGGACCUCAAGCAACAGCUCCGAGACACAGCCCUGGACCAUGCGGACGAGCUGUUCAAGACCAUGGACGAAGGGGAGCUGCUGAACAGGCUGAAGAACGCCUCCCUCGCCGGUGACCACGCCAGGUUAGAGGAGUACGCCGACAAGUUUGCAGAGCACGCCGAGCAUGUACAGGAGGUGUGCAGGCUGCUGUACCACGUGGCGAGCACAGAGGCCCUCCAAGUCACAGCGAAGAACACGGACGCCUGCCUUAAGGUCUACGGCUCACAGGUUGUGAGUGCGUGCCGCACCCUGAUCACCCACCCGGUGAGCAAGAUCGCCAAGGAGAACCUGGAGGUGUUCACGGAGGUGUGGCAGUCACUAGUGAACGACGUCGCUUCUCUGUCCCGGGAGGCCAGUCAACUGUGCAGGGCGCCGCCCCAAGGCCCUGACAGAUCCGUCUACAUGUCGCUGCCAAGGCCGGGGCGCCACGGCACAACGAGCAAGCCUCUCAAGCCCAUGAAGCUGGAUACGGAGCUGAUGGAUGCGCAGGAGCAGGCCAAGAUCGCCAAGCUGGGGCUGGAGAUGAAGCUGCUCACGUCCGAGAUGGACGCCGAGACGGAGAAGUGGCCCGCCGCCGAGAACGACAUCGUGGGCCGGGCACGGGCCAUGUCCCAGAUGGCCUUCUCCAUGUACCAGUUCACGCGGGGAGAGGGGGACCUCAAGACCACUCAGGAUCUGUUCACGCAAGCAGAGUUCUUUGCAGAAGAAGCCAACAAGCUGUACAAGGUGGUACGGCAAUUCUCCUACCAGGUGCCCUCCGGAACACACAAGAAAGAACUGCUCGAGUUUCUGGACAAGGUACCGACGUUUGUCCAGCAGCUACAGUUCACGGUGAAGAAUCCAACAGUGGGCAAGGCUGCAACCUUCACAAAGGUUGACAACGUUAUCCAGGAGACAAAGAACUUGAUGAAUGUCAUAUCCAAGGUCGUCACCACCUGCCUAGUGUGUGCAACAAAGUACAACCUGGACUUCCGGGGCUCGGAGAUGGGGCGCGCCCACUCCCAGUGCGGCUACCAGGAGGAAGAGUACAGCUACAGCGACGGCGGCGGGGGCGCCCUCUCGUCCAAGGGGGGCCCCGGCACCGUCAGCUCGUCCGACCCGGGCAUCUGACAGUUUGGGAUGGGUCCUCGGAGGCCCAAGCCAGACGCCCGCCGCACCAGGGUGUCUUUUUUACUCUUUUAGGGUCAAAAUCCAAGCGGGACUAAGCGGGCCCGGGACGACCGGCGGGUAGGCGCCGCGUGGGCGCUGUGCGCGACUCGCGUGGUCGUGCGCACGCGUCUUGCGAACCUCGCCUCCCGCUGCGAACCUCGGACGCUCGGUUGUUCUGCCCUGACCACCGACCGCGGAGUUUGUUACGUCUCAUUUUUUUGUUGACCGCCGUUUUGGAAAGUUGCUGUCGGUUAGGCUUAGGGCUGAGUCUUAGGCCUAGUGUAGGCCCAACACCCGUCUAAGCCUAGCUUCUGGCCGAUUGGCACAAAUUGGGUAGGUUAAGCCUCAUGCUGGUCUUGGGGCCUACUUUGGGCCUUGUGGCGUGCAGGCUGAGCCCCCUUGACCAAAAUUACGUGCCUUUUAACCAACUUCCCACCGAUUCUUGAUAGGAGAUUUUUUUAUAUGACAGUUGAAUCGGACACUUCCUUCUUUGUGCACUUCAAACGAGGUAACAAAAAAAUGUCUGCCGAAGUUGAGAAAGUUUUAGUCGUCCUGUUUCGACUUUGAAUUGCUAAAACAAGAUGGCGGUCUGUCGGCGGUCAGAGCAGAUGUAGUCUUGUCUGUCCUGCCCUCGACGUGUGCCGCCCAGUCGCCGGCACUAAUUCUACUGCUCUUAAGCCUAAUCCGGAUCCACAGUCUAAGCCUAAACCAGAACCCAAUGUAAUUGUUCCGAGUCAUAUAUCGGACAAAACCGUGAACUUCGAACCUAAAAAAAAAAAACUCUCCAAUGCGAUCUUUGAAACCUGGGAAAGGCUCUCACUUUCCCGCCCGAAAACGAAGCAAAAGACGACAAUUGACGCCUGCCUUUCCAUGCCGGUUUGCAGACUGCGCGCCUGCACGUCAAGCUGCGGGUGGGUUUUGACCCUGAAACGGUUUCCCCUCAAUCACCAUCAUUCCCCAUUCAAAGCGUGCGACAUUACAAGCUCUCGGUUACUCAUGUACCCCCCGGUGCGCUCCCCAAGCAGACAACGCUUUUACGACGCGUCUGCGACGCCGAGACGAGCGCAGAGUCGACCGCAAAUGCCAACUGUGCGA